GUUCUUCAUGAGCAAGACAUUGGUUAAGCUGACACUGGGGACACGAGUUUCUUUUGGAAAGUUUCCCUCAGAUUUGUCUCUUCCAGCACUUAAGAGUCUCAUCUUGGACUCGGUCAUUUUCGAAUAUGAAGAUCUGUGUCAUGUGCUUCUUCCUGGUUGUCCGGUGCUCGAGGAUUUAGUCGUACGUCACAAGUACUUCGAAGCACUCCCAUACUGCAUAUCGAGUCGGAGCAUCAAGAAGCUAUCAGUUCACUACGAUUGUGAGCUUGAAAUUGGUCCUGAUAGUAUUAUGUCAUUUGAUGCCCCAAGUCUUGUGUCCUUGGACUACUCCGAUUAUGCCUUGGCUAUAUACGAACAAGUUAACUUGGCUUCCCUAGUGGAAGCUAAGAUGGAUAUUCGUUAUUCUAAAAGAAUCGAGAGGCCUGAUGUAUCAAGUCUCAUUGAAGGGAUAUGCAACGUGGAGACCCUGCAUCUUUCUCCAGGUUCUGCUGAUGUGAUUUUUCGAUGUGUUAAACGUGGAAUACUUCUACCGGUGUUCAACAAUCUGGUAAGCUUGUCUUUUGGGAGUAAGAAUAAACGAGGUUGGAAACUGCUGCCAUAUCUGAUUGAGCAGUGUCCAAAGCUGGAAACUCUAAUCAUUCAGGGGCUGGAUAGUUACAGAGGGGAUGUGACCUUUCAUCCAUCCCAGGUGAAGGUGUUGCGUGUUCUUGGUUAUGGAGGAACCGCUAAAGAGUUGGAAGACUUGAAGAAAUUGAUUGGGGAAUCGGAAUGCCUUGAAGUGGUGCAAGUGGAGGUUGUGCAAGGUGUUGUGGUAGAUGGUGGCGUUAUAUCGCAAACAUACAACGAUCUAAGGAGGCUCCUUGGUGUUUCACUUCCAUCCAAGUGCAAGAUCACGGUCGCAUAA
This is a messenger RNA of Camelina sativa (false flax), 904 nucleotides long. The record is from RefSeq and is a predicted model, not a curated record. Lineage: Eukaryota; Viridiplantae; Streptophyta; Magnoliopsida; Brassicales; Brassicaceae.